Molecule: messenger RNA, 1166 nt
Organism: Calliphora vicina (urban bluebottle blowfly)
Lineage: Eukaryota; Metazoa; Arthropoda; Insecta; Diptera; Calliphoridae
Exons: 3
Coding region: 28-804 (258 amino acids)
Source: RefSeq, a predicted model, not a curated record
AAUAAUAUUAAAUAAAUUAGCGUAAAUAUGACACUUAUAAUUUGCAUAAAUGAUUAUUGGCAACAUAAAGUUUACUACAAAAUAACGCCAUCCAAAGAAAAUGUCAACAAUAACAGCUUUAACAAAAACAGCCUAGAAAUUUUGCAAACAAUCAAAAGGACAAAAAAGUGCCCAAAUGUCAAACUGCCGGUGGAAGUAAAAAAACGUUUGAGCUGGAAUAUAGAUGGUAUUAGUUUCUUCUAUUUGAACCAGGAACUCUUGAACUAUUCAGAAUACAGAGGAGUGUUGAGCACUCAACUGAAUUUAAAGGGAGUGCAAUUAUUAUGGUUACAAAUUGUACAGCCUGAAAGGGAUGUUAUAGAUUGGAAGUGGAAUAGAAUGCUGGCUGUUAUAUUGUGGGAAAAAAUAGAAACCGAAUAUCUUAUGUCCUGGUUAUCAACACUAGGUGGUGCAUUUUCAGCCCUAGGCGAACAAUUUUCCAAAUGCGCUGAAAUGGCUGGCAAAAUAUCAAAGAAACAACUAACGAUUGGCAUUAAAUUGGGUGAUCCGUUUCUGCAAUCUAGAUGUAAACUCUUCUACAGUAUAUCACUGAUACAAACGGGUCGUUUGAGAUCAGCCAAGUAUAUUAUAAGACAGCAAUAUGCCUUUGCCCGGCGACACGAAGAAGUCGAUGGACGUUUAGUAAAAAUGUGCAAAGGCAUUUGGUUAAAAUUACAAUACGAAUAUGGACUCAGACAAAAGGCUCGCAAAAAAGAACAUCAAUCUGUGAAAUCAGUGGUGCAGGUGACAAAUAGAAAUCAAUAGAUAAUGUGAUGCCACUGUUAAACGCAAACUGCUGUUGAUAACUCAGGACUGUAAAACGAACGAGUACCCAAAUUCUAAAAAUAACAAUCUUAUAAACAAAGUUUAAUAUUGGAUAUUAUUUUUUUAUUACUGUUAACAUCCAAUGUAAUUUUUUUUAUUUUAGUUUUCUUAUGUAAAAAUUAUAACAUUUUUCAAAUUUUGAAACUUUUAGUCCAAGUGGUGUUCCUUUACCAGAUACAUAUAAACAAUGGAGAUGUAAUAAAGUGUCCUCUUAUAACUAAUAAUAAAAAAAGUUGCUUUAUAAACUCAAAACAAAAUAGGAAUUAUAUUAAAUACUAAAUAAAUAUUAAAAUUUGCUUCUA